CUGUUGUCGGUCUGUCUUUGUAUCCAUUGUUUUUGAGUAUAAAUAUUUGCAUUAGGUUUCCACCACAGAACAAAUGUCGGAACCAAGAAACUCAAUUUCUUCAUAAUUUCUAUAAAUUUUGCCUAUAUUCUCUCUCUGUCUCUCUUUUCACCUCAAAACAAACCAAAUUUCUCUUUUACAAAACCACACCGAACAUACAAAUUUUCUUCAUUGUUUGGACAACAUGGGUGCCUGUGCAACUAAGCCUAAGGUCUUGAAGGAGGAGGGUGGUCAGGCUCCGGUGCCGGAGCCUGAACCGGCUGCCGUCGAAGCGGCCACGGUGGAGGACAUGAUCACCAAAAGUAGAGGUGUUGACGACCAAAUAAUUACUCCGGUGGCUCCUGUUGUUGUUGAGGAAAAAGAAAAGAAAAUUGUGGUUGAUGAUGAGAUUGCAGUAGGAGAAGGUGAUGGUAUUAUUAAGGUUGAUGAUGAUCAAUCUACCAAAAAAUCUCUUAGCAAUUUGUUCAAGGAGUACGAAAUUGAAAAGGCUACAGAAGCAAUUGAGAAGGCCUCAGCAGAAGUAGUGAAACAAGAAUCCUCAGAGACCGAAAAACCUGAGGAAUUAACCGUCAAAGAACGAUCCUUGGACCUAUCAAAUCCUGCAGAGCCAGAAAAACUUGAUCAAGUAGAAACGGAAAAAUCCGUCACCGAAAUUCCUGUCGAGAUGGAAAAACAUGAUCAAGUAGAAGCUGAAAAAACCGUUCCUGUCGAGACAGAAAAAUCAGCGGUUCUAGAGAAACAAGAAGAGCCACUAGUGACAGAAACAAAACCUGAGGAGCCUGUGAAACCUGAAGAACCAAUAGUAAUUGAAAAAACUGUUGAAAUUUCAGAUACUAAGUUGCCAACAGCUGAAUUAUCAGAAAAACCUGUUGAACCUGCCGUCUCAUUACCGGUAGUUGAUGCUCCAGCAAAAGAAACAGAGAAGGUAAUUGCAGCUACACCGUCCGUAGAGACCAAAACCGGCAAUGAAACAUCUGCCGAGAAAAAACCUGAAGAAUCUAAGGUAGAGACUAAAACCAGCAAUGAAACAUCUGCUGAGAAAAAACCUGAAGAAUCUAAGGACUCGACGGUUACUGCCUAAGAAAAUUUGAUUUUAUGAAGCAGCUCUGAUGAUCAGAUUGAUACCAAACAAGAUUAGUUAAAAUGAUGUUUUACAAAACCAUCUACUUUUGGUUGGAUUUUUUCCUCUCGGUUAUUUGUUUCUAAUUUUUCUUAUAAAUUUUAAUUUUGAAUUUAUUGAACAUGUUGUGAUCAAUGCCUCAAUGGUAACAAAUGAAAAUUUAUUAUUAAAUUUUAUAUGAGAUUUAUUCGCCA
Messenger RNA from Mercurialis annua (annual mercury), 1353 nucleotides. RefSeq lists its product as uncharacterized. NCBI's taxonomy places the organism in Eukaryota, Viridiplantae, Streptophyta, Magnoliopsida, Malpighiales, Euphorbiaceae. Bases 224 to 1120 code for a protein of 298 amino acids. The transcript has 2 exons. The record is from RefSeq and is a predicted model, not a curated record.